UUGCCUCUCAGACUGAAAAUAGAUCCAGCUGGGUUAGGUCUGCCAGUCGUCGGCUUUUCAUUUCAACAUAUUUCUGCCAAAAUAGACGGAUACGAGAGGUCUAUCACUGUGAUAUCCGAAGGAUUUACCGCUGCUUUGGGUCCAGCUCGGUCACACUUAAACUUCAAGAGCCCAAAAAUAUUUACUUUUUUUUUUUUUUUUAAAUAGGUUUUUAUUUCCUUCCUUAACGAAGUGAUGUCUGUUGCGGGGCUGAAGAAGCAGUUCCAUAAAGCCACCCAGAAAGUCAGUGAGAAGGUUGGAGGGGCCGAAGGAACAAAGCUUGACGAUGACUUCAAAGAAAUGGAAAAGAAAGUGGACAUCACCAGCAGAGCAGUCUUGGACAUCAUGACAAAAACUACAGAGUACCUACAACCUAAUCCAGCAUCCAGAGCCAAGCUCAGUAUGAUCAACACCAUGUCAAAGAUCCGUGGACAAGAGAAGGGACCUGGGUACCCGCAGGCCGAGACAGUCCUCGGAGACGCCAUGUUAAAGUUUGGACGGGAGUUAGGAGAGGAGUCUUGCUUUGGCCUGGCGCUGAUCGAUGCCGGUGAGGCAAUGAAGGAGCUUGGGGAGGUUAAAGAUGCUCUGGAUAUGGAGGUCAAACAGAACUUUAUUGACCCCCUGCAGAACCUACAUGACAAAGACCUCAAAGAGAUACAGCAUCACUUGAAAAAAAUGGAGGGCCGUCGUCUGGACUUUGACUACAAGAAGAAGCGCCAGGGAAAAGUGCAGGACGAUGAAAUCAAACAGGCGCUAGAAAAAUUUGAUGAGAGCAAGGAGAUCGCAGAGCAGAGCAUGUUUAACCUCCUAGAGAGUGAUAUAGAGCAAGUGAGCCAGCUGGCAGCGUUGGUUCAAGCUCAGUUGGAAUAUCACAGCCGAGCUGCUGAAAUCCUCCAACAGCUCUCCAGCAAGAUGGAGGACAGGAUAAAAGAAGUCUCCAGUAAACCAAGGAAGGAGUACGCUCCUAAACCUCGAAUGACCCUUGAGCUGCUGCCCCCCAGUGAGAGCCACAAUGGGGGAAUACAUUCCGCCAAAUCCCCCGGAAGAUCACCAGCUCCUAUGGACCAGCCCUGCUGCCGAGCGCUCUACGACUUCGAGCCAGAGAACGAAGGUGAGCUCGGCUUCAAAGAGGGUGACGUCAUCACCCUGACCAAUCAGAUCGAUGACAACUGGUACGAGGGUAUGAUCAAUGGCCAGUCAGGCUUCUUCCCCAUCAACUAUGUGGAUAUCCUGGUGCCGCUUCCUCAUUAAAGCCUGCCAAUGAUGCAACUUCUCACCCUGACCAAUCCAGACACCCUGAAAACAGCUUGUAUUUACAUCAAACAAUAAACCACGCCCUCCUCCUGCUUCUUCUUCUUCUUCUGUGCUUCUGUGCGAUUCUGCUUUCACAGACUGUAAUGAAUGCACCAGAUGGAGAUGGAGAUAGAAGGACAGUGAUUUGAGUAGAAGAAGGGGAGAGGAGUAUUUCAAAGCACGCAAGAUCCAGAGUUGGUGGAGGGGAGUGGGAUUGAGAAGAUGAAGACACUGAUGAUCUGCUUCAGCAUUCAUGCCUGCUCAGUCGUACUCUGCAGGGCAGCACUGGGUACCAAGGAGACUUUGGAGACUUUUAAAUAAGGCACGGUGUAUUUGUGCGUGCAUGUAUGUGUCUAUUUCUGUGUGUUAACCUGUUCUUACUCUAUUAUGAUGAAGCCAGCACAAAUUCCUGCUCGUCAGUUAAAACCACCUGACAGCCUUUUUGUGAUCCUGUCCACUCUCUCGUUCUCCUUGCCUCUUCUUGCUGUUUCUCUCAAAGUAAUUCUGUCUUUUCUACCUUGACUUGCCUUUCUGUACUUUUCUUUAACCCUAGAUUUCUUAGCAACUGUUACAGUCUUCCCGACUUUCUCUCUGUCUUUCUUUGUUCAAGCCUUUUAACAUGGCUAUAAACUGUAAACAGAAAUCACAAUACAGAGCUACAGUAAGUCAUCAAUGAAACAAAACCCUCUCAUUUGGUUGUUGAGGUAUUUCUUGUAUUUUUCAUCAGUAAUGUAGACUGCAGACCUUUCUCAAGGUCUGCAGUGAAGCUCAGUUAGUGGCUGCAUGCACAAACCAGCCAAAUCAAAGUCUGA
This is a messenger RNA of Sphaeramia orbicularis (orbiculate cardinalfish), 2144 nucleotides long. Its product is annotated as endophilin-A1-like. Gene Ontology annotation, cellular component: cytoplasm; presynapse; glutamatergic synapse. The coding region runs from base 235 to 1290 and encodes 351 amino acids. Lineage: Eukaryota; Metazoa; Chordata; Actinopteri; Kurtiformes; Apogonidae. Gene Ontology annotation, biological process: synaptic vesicle uncoating. The transcript has 9 exons. Gene Ontology annotation, molecular function: protein binding. The record is from RefSeq and is a predicted model, not a curated record.